UGUCACUCUGAACGAGGCUUUAUGUGCUGUCUGUCAGUCUUACUGCUCCAUGUAGUGCUACGUGUUUUUUAGUGUCUAGUCUACUUCUCCGUACUGUCUGUGUAGAUCUACAUGACUGUAGCUGGUCGGAUCGUUGGAGUAGCUGCGAUCGCGAGUGGAUCUAUGCGCGUGCGAGUACGCCAGUCGCUAGAGCUAGCAAAAUCGAAAGGAGAAGUCAAAAUAAACGUUUACGUAGGUCAGCGCAGCGCACGAUUCAAUAGUAGUGAUCGUCACUAGCCUACUAUUAUAUGUAGUGAGCCGCUAGGCGCUAGCGCGCUGAUCUACACGGCGAGUUGCUAGCUAGCUGAAUAGAACAGUAUGUUUCAGUAUCACGGAGAUAACACGCACGGAGUCCGUCGUAGUUCGCACGAAGAAGGCGCAGAACUAGAAGACUUCGCCUUCCUUCGCUCGCGAGUCGCGACAGCAGAAAACGCGUCGGCCUUACAAAUGCUACAACGGACCAUGCAAGGUCGAUCUCCAGCUUUUCUACAAGCUCCGACUGGAGCUGCCACCGGAGGUGCGCAUGGUUCAAGGAUGUCGGGUGCCGCCAAUCUGCGAAGCAGUGGACGUACUGCAGCAGCAGCAACAGCCUCCAGACCAAAUGUUGCCGUGGCGGGCAUAGUGGAAGAAAGCCAACAAAGCCGCAACGCUGCAACAGUAGGUCUCGCCCAGAGCUUUUUCAGUCCACCAAACAGCAGUCUGGCCCAGCUCUUGCCUUCCUCGCACGCGGCGACAACAGCAACAGCAAAUCCAGGCCUCUCAGCCAGUUUAUUCCCAGUUGCGGGCGUCGGACUCGAUGAAAACUCGCUCCAUCCAGAGGCGGCAGAAACACUGGCAGCUGAGGACUCACAGGGGUCUGACAACAAUGCCUUGUCCCCAAACAGCGUGAACGAGCAAUUAGAGGUGCUAGCUACUGAAGUUAGAAAUCGGCCUUUCCUAUGGGAGACUACAGAUGAAGACAGAAAAGUUCCUUACGUCAAUAGGCGCUCGGCCAAGGAAGCAGGCUGGCAGGAGAUUGGUGAACGAACGGGUUUAUCAGUGGAUGAAUGCAGGAAGCGAUUCAAGAACUUGCGAGACCGCUAUGUGAAGGCGUUGAAAGAACACAGCAAAUCUGGCCUAGAACCGAAGUGGAGGUUCUACAGGAAGCUGGACUUUCUCAAAGGCACCGUGAGGAAGAUUUACAGGCAGGACUUUGAGAGUACCAUCGAUUCGGAAAAUCUCGUACAAACUCUUGUCGCACUCAACCCUGGCGUGGCGUCACCAGGGAUGGCUUCAGCAGCUACUGGCCAGCCAAGCGCCAACUCCAGCAUAAUGAUGUCAUCUGAACCGGUCAUGACUCAGACUGGCAGCAGCAUCAGCAAGAACAACAGCCACACACCGACUGGCCGAGCGCAGAAGAGAGUCCUGCCAUCACAAGCUGGCCAGCAAGCAAAAAGAGUUCAAUUAUCGUAUGCUGGCCAGUCCAGUCCUUCGCUGAAUAGUGGCGUUCAGAGGUCUGCUUCGAAUACCAUAGACCUGACGCAGAGUCGCUUUCACGGCGACGAUAUUGACUUGUUCACAGCCAAUGUUGCAAGUCAAAUGAGACUACUCAGCCCGCAGGCCGUCGACCUGGCAAAGGUACGUAUACAGCAGGCUCUGUAUGAUGUCAAGUACCAACAGCAGCCAAAGAGGACUGACACACCGCUAUCUUCAUCACCCAGCAACAACACAUCAGCAGCCAGUGACUCAAACCCAGCAUGUAACGAGUGAUCCUCACUGACGGGAACAUGUUAACUGAUGGUGAUGAUACAGUAGCCAGUGUACAAUGUGCUACAGACUGCUAUUACUCAACAAUAUCCAUACUUCCUGCACUUCAACUAUUCUCAUCCAGUUUUUGAGUCGAAAGACGCAUAUUGUCUGGUUGGACUUGAGUUUUUUUUUUCGACACUCGAAGUAUUAGUAGAUGGCAGGAUGGUGUGUGAGCUAAUUAGGAAUCUUUCACCUUAUUGGCCACUAGAUCGUCAGAAAAAACUCAGAAAAGUAUUGUAAAAAUGUAGUGGUGUCGCUGCUAUGCUUGUUUGUCUGUCAUAUUUCGCGUACUGAGAGAUCUUGAGUUGUAAGAACUUCCCAGAUACAAUACACAAAAAUCACAACGCAAUGCGGUUACUUUUGGAUGA
This is a messenger RNA of Sycon ciliatum, 2195 nucleotides long. RefSeq lists its product as uncharacterized. The record is from RefSeq and is a predicted model, not a curated record. Gene Ontology annotation, biological process: regulation of transcription by RNA polymerase II. Gene Ontology annotation, cellular component: nucleus; transcription regulator complex. The transcript has 4 exons. Bases 358 to 1788 code for a protein of 476 amino acids. Lineage: Eukaryota; Metazoa; Porifera; Calcarea; Leucosolenida; Sycettidae.